AUGAAGCAUCAUUUGAUGGUCGGCACCUGGGUCGCCCCCGGGCGCAUCUACACCGUCCAAUUUGACGAUGAGGCUCUGACCCUGGAGCUAGUCAAGAAGACCGAAAUUCCUGAGGCUGAGCCCAUCUCAUGGAUGACCUUCUCCCACGACAAGAAGGCCAUCUAUGGCGCUGCCAUGAAGAAGUGGAACAGCUUCGCUGUGAACAGCCCCACGGACAUUGUUCACCAGGCCUCCCACCCUGUUGCCGGCCACCCUCUGGCUCCUAGCAGUGAGACCAACACCCGUGCCAUCUUCGUCCUCGCCGCCCACAAGCCUCCCUUCAACGUUUACGGAAACCCCUUCUACAAGUAUGCGGGGUACGGUAACGUCUUCUCUGUGAAGCCCGAUGGAGCUCUGGAUGUCAAUGUUCAGAACUACGAGUACCAGGAGAACACCGGUAUUCACGGCAUGGUCUUCGACCCCACCGAGACCUACCUGUACUCGGCCGAUCUGACGGCCAACAAGAUCUGGACACACAAGAAGGAUGCUCAAACCGGUCAAUUGGAGCUGAUUGACUGCUUGGAGGCUCCUUCUCCUGGCGAUCAUCCCCGCUGGGUUGAGAUGCACAAGAGUGGCAAGUACCUAUACGCCCUGAUGGAGGCUGGCAACCGUCUGGGUGUCUACGUGAUUGACGAACGCACCCACAAGCCCGUCUUCACUCACAUCACCUACCCUCUGCUUCCUCCCGGUCUCCCUCCCCGCAACAAGUACCGUGGCGACGUUACUUUCACCACUCAAAGUGGCGAGUACCUUUUCGCGACCACCCGCUCCAACCACUUCGAUGUGACUGGUUAUAUUACUGCCUUCAAGCUUGGUCCCUCUGGUGAGAUUGAGCGCCAGCUCUUCAUCAACCCCACCUCUACCAGCGGUGGCCACUCCAACGCUGUCAGCCCUUGUGACUUCAGCGACGAGUGGGUUGCUAUCUGUGAUGACCAGCUUGGUUUCGUCGAGAUGUACCGCUGGGCCGAUGAGAAGCUGGCUCGUGUUGCCCGCGUAGACAUUCCUGAGCAGGGCUUUGCCAUGAACGCCAUCUGGUAUGAUUAA
Messenger RNA from Penicillium malachiteum, 1083 nucleotides. RefSeq names its product lactonase family protein. The record is from RefSeq and is a predicted model, not a curated record. The coding region runs from base 1 to 1083 and encodes 360 amino acids. Gene Ontology annotation, molecular function: protein binding; 6-phosphogluconolactonase activity. The transcript has 3 exons. Lineage: Eukaryota; Fungi; Ascomycota; Eurotiomycetes; Eurotiales; Aspergillaceae.